UACAGGAGAUGACAAGAGACUGCGGACACAGUACAGGAGAUGACAAGAGACUGCGGACAUAGUACAGGAGAUGACCAGAGACUGCGGACAGUACAGGAGAUGACCAGAGACUGCGGACAUAGAACAGGGGGUGGGGGAGUGACAGCGGAUCCCAUUUAGCAGGGAUCAGAUGAAUAUAAUAACAAAAAAUGAUGCCGAGAGAUGCCAUAACAUGAUGUCCAAAAAUGCCAGGAUAGUACA
Staurois parvus is the source of this 240-nucleotide messenger RNA. NCBI's taxonomy places the organism in Eukaryota, Metazoa, Chordata, Amphibia, Anura, Ranidae. The record is from the annotation of a GenBank genome assembly.